Messenger RNA from Antrostomus carolinensis (chuck-will's-widow), 1467 nucleotides. RefSeq names its product adhesion G protein-coupled receptor E3. Gene Ontology annotation, cellular component: plasma membrane. NCBI's taxonomy places the organism in Eukaryota, Metazoa, Chordata, Aves, Caprimulgiformes, Caprimulgidae. The annotation marks the transcript as partial. Gene Ontology annotation, biological process: cell surface receptor signaling pathway; adenylate cyclase-activating G protein-coupled receptor signaling pathway. Gene Ontology annotation, molecular function: G protein-coupled receptor activity. The transcript is spliced from 10 exons. The record is from RefSeq and is a predicted model, not a curated record.
UCUGUGCUGAAGCAGCUGCAGGUGGAAGCCUUCCAAGAUCUCCACUCCAACACCACCAAAGCCACUGAGCUCCUCCUGCAGACCACCGAAGCCCUUGUGCUCCAAGCGGCCCUCAAAGACCCCAACUCCAGCUCCCAAAACAUCACCACCUCCACCAUGGAUGCUGUGGUGGAGGUGGUGCAGGACAACUGUUCCCAGACCAUGCUGGUGUUAGCGGUGGGUGAGGAGAACCUGACCAUCAGCUGCCAUGAGGUGGUAAGCAAUGCCCAAGCAGGUAAGUGGGUGGUGGCCUUCAUCGUCUACAAGGAGGUAGAGGAGCUGCUGAACAGUAUCACGGAUUUACACCAGGAGAAACUCAACUCCAACGUGGUGGGCGGCACCAUGGGACAACCCAGCAUCACCUUCAACAUCACCUUCAACAUCACCCUGCAGCACCGUACAGAGCUCCGGGCGGGCGAGAAGCCGCGCUGUGUGUACUGGCAGCCCGUGGGCACUGAAAGUCACUGGAUGUCCUCAGGUUGUACCCACGUCGGAGGUGACACCCACCACUCCAUCUGCACCUGCACCCACUUCUCCACCUUCGCCAUCCUCACCGCCAUCCACCCCAUCACGGAGAGCUUCGCGCUGAUGGUGGUGACCUACGUGGGGCUGUCGGUGUCGCUGGUCUGCCUCUUCCUCGCCAUCAUCACCUUCCUCCUGUGCCGCUCGCUCUGGAGUGUCAGUGUCAUCCUCCACCUGCAGCUCAGCAUCUGCCUCUUCACUGCCAACCUCCUCUUCCUCGUGGCCGUGCCCCGCACUGCCAACCGGCUGGUGUGUGCCAUCAUGGCGGGUUUCCUCCACUACCUCUUCCUCGCCUGCUUCGCCUGGAUGUUCCUGGAAGGUUUGCACCUCUUCCUCACUGUCAGGAACCUGAGUGUCCUCAACUACACCAGCGCCAAUCGCUUCAGGAAAAGAUACAUCUACCCCGUGGGCUACGGCACGCCAGCCAUUGUGGUGGCCAUCUCCGCUGCCGUCCACCCAGGCGGCUACGGCACUGAGCACUACUGCUGGCUGAGCAUGGAGGGAGGUUUCAUCUGGACGUUCCUUGGUCCCGUCUGCGUCAUCGUCCUGGUUAAUUUGCUGUUUUUUCUCACCACCCUGUGGACUCUACGGGACAAACUCUCUGCCCUCAACGCUGAUGUCACAGCCCUAAAAAACACCCGGUUGAUGACGUUCAAAGCGCUGGUGCACAUCUGUAUCCUGGGCUGCACGUGGAGUCUGGGCUUGAUGCAGGCACAGGGGGACAACAUAGUUGUGGCCUUCAUCUUCACCAUCGUCAACAGCCUACAAGGAGCCUUCAUCUUCCUUGUGCACUGUGUCCUCAACCGGCAGGUGACAGAGCACUACCGGCGCUGGUUUAGGGCGCUGGGACGACGAGCACAACCUCCUGAGAUGCCCACCACUGAGAUACAGAUCACCUACGUCACA